Messenger RNA from Ilex paraguariensis (yerba mate), 3281 nucleotides. NCBI's taxonomy places the organism in Eukaryota, Viridiplantae, Streptophyta, Magnoliopsida, Aquifoliales, Aquifoliaceae. The record is from the annotation of a GenBank genome assembly.
AUGGGCGCUUCGCUUCCUCCCAAAGAGGCCAACCUCUUCAAAAUCAUUGUCAAAUCCUAUGAAACAAAACAGUAUAAGAAGGGGUUGAAAGCUGCGGAUGCCAUAUUGAAGAAGUUUCCAGAUCAUGGAGAAACUCUUUCAAUGAAGGGUUUGACAUUGAAUUGCAUGGACCGCAAAUCAGAAGCAUAUGAACUUGUCCGGCUUGGUCUGAAGAAUGACGUUAAGAGUCAUGUUUGCUGGCAUGUUUAUGGUCUUUUGUACCGGUCAGACAGGGAAUACCGGGAAGCAAUUAAAUGUUAUCGAAAUGCUUUGAGGAUUGAUCCUGAUAACAUCGAAAUACUACGGGACCUGUCUCUUUUACAGGCUCAAAUGCGUGACCUAGCAGGUUUUGUUGAAACAAGACAGCAUUUACUGAGUCUGAAACCAAAUCAUCGUAUGAAUUGGAUUGGCUUUGCUGUUGCCCACCACUUAAACUCGAAUGGAUCGAAAACAGUAGAUAUCCUUGAAGCAUAUGAAGGGACUCUUGAAGAUGAUUGUCCACCAGAUAAUGAACGUUGUGAGCAUGGCGAAAUGCUGCUGUACAAGAUUUCUUUGUUAGAGGAAUGUGGUUUUUUUGAGAGAGCUCUUGAGGAGUUGCACAAGAAAGAGUCUAAAAUUGUUGAUAAAUUAGCGUACAAGGAACAAGAGGUUGCUCUUCUUGUGAAGCUGGGUCACCUUGAAGAAGGCAAAAAGCUGUACAGGAUUCUGCUUUCUAUGAAUCCUGAUAAUUAUAGAUAUUAUGAAGGGCUACAAAAGUGUGUUGGAAUUCAUUCAGAAAGUGGCCAAUAUUCCUUGGAUGAAAUUGAUCGGUUAGAGGCCUUGUACAUAUCACUUGGGCAGCAAUACAAUAAGUCAUCUGCUGUUAAGGGUGUUCCUUCAUUAUUUUCUGAUCUUUCUCCUCUCUACGAUCACCCUGGCAAGGCAGACAUUCUAGAGCAGUUGAUUCUUGGGUUGCAACACUCAAUCAAGACAAUUGGUGGAUACCCCGGGCGGAUGGACAAGGAGCCCCCGUCGACACUUCUGUGGGUUUUGUUUUAUUUAGCUCAGCAUUAUGACAGACGAGGUCAAUAUGACAUUGCUCUGGAAAAAAUUGACGAGGCUAUAGAACACACUCCAACUGUGAUUGAUUUAUACACGGUCAAGAGUCAGAUAUUAAAGCAUUCUGGUGACUUGGCAGCUGCUGCUGCAUUGGCAGAUGAAGCUAGAUGUAUGGAUCUUGCAGAUCGCUACAUCAAUAGCAAAUGUGUUAAACGUCUGCUGCAGGCUGAUCAGGUUGCGCUGGCAGAAAAGACAGCCGUAUUGUUCACAAAAGAUGGGGAUCCACACAAUAACCUUCAUGAUAUGCAAUGCAUGUGGUAUGAAAUUGCGUCUGGUGAAAGUUACUUCCGUCAAGGUGAGCUUGGACGGGCUUUGAAGAAAUUCUUAUCUGUGGAGAAGCAUUAUGCAGACAUCACAGAAGACCAGUUUGAUUUCCAUUCUUACUGUUUAAGGAAAAUGACUCUGCGGACUUAUGUGGAAAUGCUGAAAUUCCAAGAUCGGCUCCAUUCACAGCCUUAUUUUCGCAAAGCAGCAACUGGAGCCAUCAGAUGCUAUUUAAAGUUGUAUGAUUCUCCUCCAAAGUCAUUAGCUGAAGAGGAAGAUGAAAUGGCUAAGUUGGCUCCUUCUCAGAAAAGGAAAAUGAGGCAAAAACAGAGAAAGGCAGAAGCCCGAGCCAAGAAAGAGGCAGAAGUGAAAAAUGAGGAAUCAAGUGCAAGUGGUGUUGGUGUUUCUAAAACUGGAAAACGCCAUGUCAAACCAGUAGAUCCGGACCCACAUGGAGAAAAACUAUUGCAGGUUGAAGAUCCUUUGUUGGAAGCUACAAAGUACUUGAAGCUGCUUCAGAAACAUUCACCUGAUUCCUUAGAGACACAUUUGCUUUCGUUUGAAGUAAAUAUGAGAAAGCAGAAAAUCUUGCUGGCUUUCCAGGCUGUAAAGCACCUACUCCGGUUAGAUGCUGAAAACUCAGACUCCCAUCGCUGCUUGAUAAGAUUUUUCCAUAAAGUGGGGUCCAUGCCUGCUCCAGUGACGGACACUGAGAAAGUCAUUUGGGGUGUAUUGGAAGCUGAGCGGCCUAAUUUGAGCCAGUUGCAUGAGAAAUCUCUCAUCGAGGCAAACACCUUUUUCCUUGAGAAGCACAAAGAUUCCUUGAUGCAUAGAGCAGCAGUAGCAGAAAUGUUAUAUCUUUUGGAACCAAACCAGAAGGCUGACGCUGUCAAAUUAAUUGAAGAAUCAUCCAACAACCUGGUGUCAACAAAUGGAGCACUUGGACCUGUCGGGGAAUGGAAACUCAAAGACUGCAUAACAGUUCACAGACUUCUAAGAACAAUUUUGAUUGAGAUUGAUGCCGCAUCAGGAUGGAAAGUGCGAUGUAAAGAGUACUUCCCAUACUCAACAUACUUCGAAGGCAGCCACAGCUCUGUUGUGGCAAAAUCGACUUACAAUGAGAUACACAAGAACCUCGAAAAUAGGGGUGCAAAUCAUCCAGAUGGUAGUCAAAUCAGAGAGCCUCUUUCAGCGAAUGGAAUAGAAAAACUCAAGGCAUUUAAGGAUCUUGCCAUCUAAUCACAUAAUAUGGUGGACACAUUUUGUUAGCUUUUUGCACAAGGUUGACCAAGACGGGGUGAUGAAGAGUCACAAAACCACGUUGAGGCUUCAGGAAUAUACCUGGAUGCAAGGAGAAAGCACGGCCAGCAAGGUGAUUUUGAGGUUUUGUGGAAGUUAUGGUGAGGGUCAAUUUAGUGUUGGUUUGAGAUUGAAUUUUCUUUUUACCCAGUUCAAUCUCCACGCUAUUCUGGUAUGCAUUUCUUUGCAAGUGUAUAAUUCUACUUCCAUUGUGUCUCAAAAGUUAAUGAAUUCACGCACUUUCUGGUGGAAUCAUGUGCGAGGGGUUCUAUGGUUUUGUAUCACAACAUUUUUGAACUACUUUUAGGUCAGAGGGGGCACUGCAGAAGUUCUUCCGGGUACUUGUCCUAUCCCUAGAACAACACCACACCAUGACCGACCCAUGUCAAGAGCAUGUUGUAUUUGCUUCGUUUCUUUUACAAUUAUUCAUAAUGUAUAAAUACUACUUAAUGUGGGGCAAUUUUGUCAUGGAAUCAUACAAGUAAACAGUUGAUUGACAUUGCAGCAAUUUUGAGUCUUAUUAUCUGUUCCUUUGGAUUCAUUUGAUAAGAUGUACAUGUACUUGAUGCCUGUCCUAAAUU